AUGGCGAAUAUAAGCAGUGUGACUGAAUUUGUCCUCUUGGGCCUCUCCCAGAAUCAGAAGCUGCAGAAAAUGUGUUUUGUGCUGUUUUUAUGCUUCUAUAUAAGCAUUGUUCUUGGAAACCUCCUCAUUGUUCUCACUAUAGUUAGCAGUCAGCAUCUGAACUCACCCAUGUAUUUCUUCCUGAGUUACCUAUCCUUUGUAGACAUCUGCUACUCUUCUGUCACAGCCCCUAAAGUGAUUGCAGACUUCCUCACUGAGAAAAAAAUAAUCUCCUUCAUUGGCUGCAUAGCACAGCUGUUCGGAGUCCAUUUCUUUGGUUGCACUGAGAUCUUCAUCCUCACAGUGAUGGCCUACGAUCGCUACAUUGCAAUCUGCAAACCCCUCCACUACACAACCAUCAUGACCAGGCGUGUAUGUGGCCAGAUGGUGGUGGCCUCAUGGGUAGGGGGCUUUGUGCAUUCCAUGGUACAGACUCUUAUAACCACCCAGUUACCCUUCUGUGGGCCCAAUGAGAUUGACCAUUAUUUCUGUGAUGUUCACCCUUUGCUACAACUGGCUUGUGCCGACACCUAUGUUGUCGGCAUCAUAGUUGUUGCUAAUAGUGGGAUGAUUGCUUUGGGUUGUUUCCUUCUCUUGGUUAUAUCCUACAUUGUGAUUUUAAUCUCCUUAAGGACACAUUCUUCUGAAGGGCGUCGUAAAGCUCUCUCCACCUGUGGCUCCCAUAUUGCUGUAGUGAUUUUAUUUUUUGGGCCUUGCACGUUCACCUACAUCCGACCUUCUAGCCACUUAUCAGAGGACAAGAUGGUUGCUGUGUUCUACACCGUUAUCACCCCCAUGCUGAAUCCGCUGAUCUACACACUAAGAAAUGAGGAGGUGAAAAGUGCCAUGAGAAAAUUAUGGAGCAGAAAAGUGAUGUCAGAUGGGAAAUCAAUAGGGUGA
Chrysemys picta bellii (western painted turtle) is the source of this 939-nucleotide messenger RNA. The record is from RefSeq and is a predicted model, not a curated record. NCBI's taxonomy places the organism in Eukaryota, Metazoa, Chordata, Testudines, Emydidae.